UAGAUGGCUGCCCAGAGAAGUUAUUUGCGCAUAAUAUCAGCACAAAGCCAACAAAGAGAUCAUGGCGGCGGUGUUGCAGAGGCUCACAAAAUGAGUCAGUCUCUGCAAGGCUUGCUGACUCUCAACACAGUCGAGACAUAGAUUUUAAAUGACCAUGGAGGCUGGUGCAGAAACACAGCAAAGUGGUGAAACGGCUGUCUCUGAGUCUGAGGCCCAGCAGAUCACCCUGGCCCAGGCGACCAUAGCUGCAGGGCAGGUUUCAUCGAGCAGCCCUACUGUGACCCUGGUGCAGUUACCCAACGGACAGACAGUCCAAGUCCAUGGGGUGAUACAAGCUGCUCAACCCUCUGUUAUCCAGUCCCCACAAGUACAGACAGUACAGAUUUCAACGGUUGCUGAGAGCGAGGACUCUCAGGAGUCUGUAGACAGUGUGACAGAUUCUCAGAAGAGGCGAGAGAUCCUUUCCAGACGACCUUCUUACAGGAAGAUUCUCAAUGACUUAUCAUCAGAUGCUCCAGCGGUUCCUCGCAUUGAGGAAGAGAAGUCAGAAGAUGACUCGGCCCCCGCCAUCACCACAGUCACCAUGCCCACUCCCAUUUAUCAGACGAGUAGUGGCCAGUACAUUGCCAUUACCCAGGGUGGGGCCAUUCAGUUGGCCAAUAACGGCACAGAUGGAGUUCAGGGCCUGCAGACGCUAACCAUGGCCAACACCGCCACAGCCCAGCCCGGCGCCACCAUCCUGCAGUACGCCCAGACCAGCGACGGCCAGCAGAUCCUGGUGCCCAGCAACCAGGUGGUUGUACAAGCGGCCUCUGGAGAUGUCCAGGCAUAUCAAAUCCGAACAGCUCCAACCAGCACCAUCACUCCUGGGGUUGUCAUGGCAACCUCACCUGCACUGGGAACAGCAGGUGCCACUGAAGAGGUCACACGUAAAAGGGAGGUGCGCCUUAUGAAAAACAGGGAGGCGGCUCGAGAAUGUCGCCGGAAGAAGAAGGAGUACGUAAAGUGUCUGGAAAACCGUGUGGCUGUACUGGAGAACCAGAACAAAACCCUCAUCGAGGAACUCAAAGCCCUCAAAGACUUGUACUGCCACAAAUCGGAGUAGAAACGUCACCAAUUGCCUGCAAAGGGUUUGACAGGUGCCUGUCUGUCCCCAUGUACAGAGACUCAGCACAGAGCCAUGCAUCUGGAUGCCACUCUUCCUUUUCUACUCAAUUGCUUUCUUUUUAAAAAAAAAAAAAAACUGCAGAAAAUCUGUAAA
Messenger RNA from Sphaeramia orbicularis (orbiculate cardinalfish), 1261 nucleotides. RefSeq names its product cyclic AMP-responsive element-binding protein 1. Gene Ontology annotation, biological process: regulation of transcription by RNA polymerase II. Gene Ontology annotation, molecular function: cAMP response element binding; DNA-binding transcription factor activity, RNA polymerase II-specific; protein binding. The coding region runs from base 149 to 1105 and encodes 318 amino acids. Gene Ontology annotation, cellular component: ATF4-CREB1 transcription factor complex; nucleus. The transcript is spliced from 8 exons. The record is from RefSeq and is a predicted model, not a curated record. NCBI's taxonomy places the organism in Eukaryota, Metazoa, Chordata, Actinopteri, Kurtiformes, Apogonidae.